ACUUGCUUUCGUCAGUCACUACUAAGUCUUCAUUGUUCGAGACACCCUCGCAACCUCAAUUCGACAGAGCUACCUUGUUCUUGCUUUGACUGAUUCAUGGCACCACUACAGUCUUUUCCGCCACGAUGUCUUUAACGGUGGUAUCGACACUACACUACGAACACGUUCUUCGGUCAAGUACUCUCAGGCUACUACUCGCGAUCGUACUCGCUAUUGACGACACAAACUCUGCGUAUUAGACAGUGAACCAAGCUGAGAAGGAAUGAAGAAGUCCAAAGUAGAGUUACUGUCUCUUCCUGAAGAACUUCUACUUUAUAUUCUAAGCUUCCUUCCUUGGCAAGACAUUCUACGUUGCACAUCCCUAUGCAAGGCCCUUCGCCAGGCAUACAUGUCAUCUUCCGAGUUGCAGUACAUCACUGAAUUGGGCGGCCAACAACUGCUCCCUGUCUUCGGUGGUCACAUUUCUUUUUCAAAGCACCUACAACUCCUGAGGGACAAACUCCACGCAUGGUCCAAGCUUGACAUCCACUCUUUCGAAGCGAUCUCUAUACCAGAACAAUUCUGUACACGAACAGAAGUGACCAUCGUCAGUGGACAUGCCUGCUUCUGGAAGCCAUCUAUGCACUCGUGCAAGAUCUUUCCAAUACUACCCAAGUCCUUACAACAAAGUAUCGAGCGUGAUUUUUCUCCAGAUUCACUUUGCUCAGUUCCCGGACAGACACAAAGCGACUUCGAUGUUUUGAAUGUUUUCAUCGACCCGGUGCAAAACCUACUCGCCAUCGUUUAUGUCACAGUCAUUGGAAAUGGUAACAUGGUGUAUGAUGAGGAUUACUAUAUUGACCUUGUAGCCCUGGAUGGAGAUGGCGCCCACCCUCAAGCUGCUGGACGGACUCUGUUUCUCUCUGACUUGCCAACACACGAAGACUUUAUCACAAAGAGUACGAAAAUCGAGGGUUUUGGGAGACAUAUCGCUUUACGAUUGUUUGACGAUCAGCCGUGCACUCCUACAUUUGCGUCCAGAUGGUGGUUGCAGAUUUGGGACUGGCAACACUCAACAACGUCCAAUAGCAUCCUCAGCGGCCCAAUAAUAGAUCCAGAUUUUGACGAGAUCGACAUUUGCUUCCUCGGAAACGAUAGAUUUUUGAUUGUCAGCGACCAUUUGAAGCUCUAUUCAAUCGAGGACAUGUCUCAGGCACCGCGAUUGCUGGCUUGCUUCUCGUGGCCCGUACCAUUUAUGAACCUACGAUGCUUUACCCCGACGGAUGAUAUUGCACGCAGCUCGCACCCCCAGAUACAAGCCCCACAAGUAACAUGGAUCUCUAAUCCUGAACAUCGACUACUCUCCCUUGUCACGCGGUAUCCAGAUCUCCACUUCGUCAUUUCCACUAGGAUUUUCUUCGAGCCUGACUUCGUUGAUUCGGAAGGACCAGCAACCAUACCAUGGGAAUCUUGGGGUCCUGAAAAUACUCGUGCUUUCCCGCACCAAUUUUCAUGCAAACUUGCCGUUAGCGGGAGUCGAGCUUUGUAUGCAUUCGCUGCAGCCGGCGUACAAAUAGAUGACUCGACGGAGUACAGAUUACAUCUCAUGGACUUUAGUCCAUUAGCUGUUAAGCGCCACCACCAGCAAGGCCUAGGAAGAAUGGUGAAUGAGCCAGUCUACGGUAGAACAUAUCGAGAAGAAGGAAUUAAUGACGAUAUCAUCGAGAUGUGGCUCGAUAGAGACAAACUUUAUUUGUUGAAGGACCGUUUUGACAUCGAUAAAAUGGAUCGGUUUGAAGUCAUCGAGUUUUAAGAGCAAACACCUUAUGAUACAGCUACUAGUAGAUCGUUGACCUUCCAUCAACAGUACUUGCGAGACGAGAGGCCAAGGAUUAUACAUUGGUUAUACAGAGAUAUAUCGUAUUAUAGACGAGCAUAUGCAGCAUAAUUAGGCGAUAAUGAGCACAUCUACGUUGGGCACGUCCAAAGAUUUACAAUAACUGAGAUUUCUACUAAGUACUCAUGACCGCCGGCGCGGUGCAGGAAAGCGCUAAAGGAACAGCUUGCCGCUCCCAACAAGAUUUUGCAUCUAGAAACAAAAUCCAAUACUAGCCUAUUAAUGGUGAGAGGAAAUCGUAGACUCUACGUCGACCCUAGUGGUGAUGAUAGGGAGGCUUGGGCUGUCGUCCUGGGUGGGAGUGGAGAAAAUGCCAGUGUCGAUAGUCUGGUGCAGGUUAAGCAUCAGCCGAG
Molecule: messenger RNA, 2229 nt
Organism: Suillus subalutaceus
Lineage: Eukaryota; Fungi; Basidiomycota; Agaricomycetes; Boletales; Suillaceae
Exons: 7
Coding region: 263-1792 (509 amino acids)
Molecular function (GO): protein binding
Source: RefSeq, a predicted model, not a curated record